CGACGAUGUGGGAGUGCGCGUGUCCGAGAAAGGGAGAGCGCUGGAGCACCUGAACAACUGGGCGGACGCGCGCUCUCGCUGUCCACGGUUCUGAAAGCGCUCGAAUAGCAGGAGUCUGGGAUAGGCUGCAUUUUAAUCGCUCAAAACCAAACCUGAAAUGGUAAAUCUUAUGUCACCUGAGUGUUCACCUUUUGUGUGUUAAUCUCGGAUAUUUUCUAUCUGGCGUGUGAACAAAGUCUUCCAGUCUGCUCGGUUCUUUCUCCCACAUGCAAUUGGCAUACGGAAAAUGGAUCUGCAAGGACCAGCAUUCCACAAGGCAAAAACAGAAAUGUUCGUGACUGUAAAAUAAUCUCUACCUCCAGGCGUUUUUGCGCACAUUUCCUUCGCUCUCUAAGGAUUACAACUCUCGCAACACGAUCCACCGCGGAGAAAGAGACAAGCCAUUUUAUUCACACUCAAGCAAUAUGUUCGGACAUCUUCCUCAUCCAAACCAGGUUUUCUCUUUAUAAGUACCAAACGGAGCGUCGACUUUGGACAUGGAUACCAUGAAACAGCGAGUGUUUGCCCCCAGCAAAGAGGGGCUGAAAAAUUUGGCCGGGAAGACCCUGGGGCAGCUCCAGAGGGUGAUGGAGAAGCGUCAUGACACCGGAGAAGUUAUCGAGCUGACGGAGGAUGGAAGACCCAAGGAGGUCAAAGAGAAGAGAACACCUCUGUGCGACUGCACGUGCUUCGGGCUUCCCCGCCGCUAUAUUAUCGCCAUCAUGAGUGGCCUUGGCUUCUGCAUCUCCUUCGGCAUCCGCUGCAACCUGGGCGUGGCAAUCGUGAGCAUGGUCAACAACAGCACCAUUCACCGGGAUGGCAAGAUUAUUGUCACUGAGAAAGCCAAAUUUAACUGGGAUCCGGAGACGGUGGGUAUGAUCCAUGGCUCUUUCUUCUGGGGCUACAUCGUCACGCAGAUACCUGGAGGAUACAUCUCAUCACGUCUGGCCGCCAACAGAGUCUUUGGGGCCGCUAUUUUUCUCACGUCAACACUAAAUAUGUUCAUUCCAUCUGCGGCUCGUGUGCACUAUGGGUGCGUCAUCUUCGUGAGAAUACUCCAGGGAUUGGUGGAGGGUGUGACUUACCCCGCAUGUCAUGGGAUCUGGAGUAAGUGGGCUCCACCUUUGGAGAGGAGUCGCCUGGCAACCACCUCUUUCUGUGGUUCCUAUGCUGGAGCAGUGAUAGCCAUGCCCCUGGCUGGGAUCUUGGUGCAGUACUCAGGCUGGUCUUCUGUCUUCUACAUUUAUAGUAGUUUUGGCAUUGUGUGGUACAUGUUCUGGAUCCUGGUAUCAUAUGAGAGCCCAGCUGACCACCCUACUAUCACUGCUGAGGAGCGGGCCUACAUCGAGGAGAGCAUUGGCGAGAGUGCCAUGUUAAUGGGGCCGGCUGAUAAAUUUAAGACUCCCUGGAGGAAGUUCUUCACCUCCAUGCCCGUCUAUGCAAUCAUCGUGGCCAACUUCUGCCGCAGCUGGACCUUCUAUCUGCUGCUCAUCAGUCAGCCGGCGUACUUCGAGGAGGUGUUUGGCUUUGAGAUCAGCAAGGUGGGUAUGAUCUCGGCUUUGCCUCACCUGGUGAUGACCAUCAUCGUGCCGAUCGGAGGACAACUGGCUGACUUCCUGCGCAGCAAGAAGAUCAUGUCCACCACAAACGUCAGGAAGAUCAUGAACUGUGGAGGCUUUGGAAUGGAGGCCACUCUACUGCUUGUCGUGGGCUGGUCCCACAGUAAACCUGUGGCCAUCUCCUUUCUGGUACUGGCUGUUGGCUUCAGCGGUUUUGCCAUAUCAGGGUUUAACGUGAACCACCUAGACAUCGCGCCAAGGUAUGCCAGUAUCCUUAUGGGCAUCUCAAAUGGUGUGGGCACCCUCUCAGGCAUGGUUUGCCCCCUCAUCGUCGGUGCCAUGACCAAAAAUAAAACCCGUGAGGAGUGGCAGUAUGUCUUCCUGAUCGCGUCCCUCGUGCACUACGGGGGCGUGAUCUUCUACGGGAUCUUCGCGUCCGGUGAGAAGCAGCCGUGGGCCGACCCCGAGGAGACUAGCGAGGAGAAGUGCGGCUUCAUCGACGAGGACGAGUUGGCCGAGGAGACGGGCGACAUCACGCUAUCCCACAUGCCCAUGGGAGCGCAGGGCAUGGCAGCAGGCGGUGCAGCUAAGUCCUACGGGGCCACUACGCAGGUCAACACCGGCUGGGCCCAGAGUUGGGACAAGACUGAAGAGUACAUCCAGGAAGGAGCUCCGCAGGCCUAUGGCGCAGGCCAGGACCAGGACUACUCCUAGAGCACAAGUACAAAUACAGAGGAAAUACAGAGGGCAGUCACACAAAUAACACACAGUAUUAGACAUGCACAUACAUAUUCCCCAGAUGAAUCACUCGUAGAGGGGGGAGAGAGAG
Molecule: messenger RNA, 2427 nt
Organism: Alosa sapidissima (American shad)
Lineage: Eukaryota; Metazoa; Chordata; Actinopteri; Clupeiformes; Clupeidae
Gene: slc17a6a
Product: solute carrier family 17 member 6a
Exons: 12
Coding region: 537-2312 (591 amino acids)
Biological process (GO): monoatomic anion transport; neurotransmitter loading into synaptic vesicle; regulation of synapse structure or activity
Cellular component (GO): synaptic vesicle membrane; excitatory synapse
Molecular function (GO): L-glutamate transmembrane transporter activity; neurotransmitter transmembrane transporter activity
Source: RefSeq, a predicted model, not a curated record